Messenger RNA from Seminavis robusta, 3306 nucleotides. The record is from the annotation of a GenBank genome assembly. Lineage: Eukaryota; Bacillariophyta; Bacillariophyceae; Naviculales; Naviculaceae.
AUGUCAUCUUUUGAAGAGUCCGAAGCUUCUUCUUCGGGGGCAGAUGAAUCCACGGAGGAGGAGGAAGAAGACGGCGACGACGAUGUCAUGGCACUACUGAACAUGGCACGAACACGGGCUGCAAAGCCUGGCACUGAUCGGGUAACGGCGGUCAUGGAAUCUGCUCGUGAACUGGCUCCAUUUCAUAAUGAAGCGGACGUCUUGGCACUACUGGAAAAGGCCAAGGCACGGGUUGCAGAAAUCAAAGAAACCCAAGCAAACAUGGAUUCCUCGGAGCAGUCGCAGUAUGUCUCGUCCAUCAUGUCAUCCAUGCGGGAACUAGAGAGCAGCCAAGACGAAGAUGAUUUUGAAGCAUUGCUGGAAAAAGCAAAGGCUCGGAUCAAGCGGGGAACGAUCAUUCCCACGACUGCUCCUCCUGACAUCAAGGAACCAGAUUCGUCUUCUUCUGGAGCAUCCAAGAAACUCAAUGUGGAACCAAAGCAAUCGGCCAGCAGCAUCGAGACUGACGAAGGCGAAGAAGAGGACGACUUUGUGGCUGUGCUAGAAAAAGCCGACAGCUCUCGAGCGGCCACGUUCCAGGCAACCAUGAGGGCAGAACAGUCAUUGAUGCAGGAUUCAUUUCAAGGGAUAGGCGCGUCUUUGGCAGAAGAACAGCCGUCCUCGUCAGAGCUAUCUCCGGCGCCACGCCUUACUCGAUCGAAUUCGGAAGAAUUUAUCGUAGCCUCUCCCACUCCGCGUACGCAACAGUUCCAACGAAGUGGUACUGUCUCUGGAGAUUUUGCUCGUGGAGGAGCCAAGACGCAUGAUCUACUAGCCGGAGGAAGCGGAAGCACAAGUCGACCUGGAAGUAGUUCACCUACGCGACAACAGCCAUCUUACAAAAAGCCUCUUAAGGACCACUCCUCUCGGUCUAGAGGCGCCACGCGCACAGGAUCCAAUCCAAACCUUAGCGAUAGCCCGACGCGCUCUGGAUCCAAUCGGAGCUUACGCAACAGUCCAGCGAGGUCGGGAUCGAAUUCAAGCCUCCGUAGCAUUCCCUCGGACAGGAACGACGAAACUACAUCUGGUCAAACGACGAAAGAUCUCAAGCACUCGUCAGUAUCACAUCUCAACUAUCAUGCGAGAAAGAACGAUGAAGAAGAUGACGACUUUGACAUGGGCUUCCCGCCGCCCCUCACACAAAAGGGGAGUUUGGAUGCUCACCUAUUCCACCAAAAGGGAAGGGAUGAACCAAUGUCCAGGAUAAGUGGUACAGAUACGAGUAUGGGAUCUGUGGAUGUGACCAUCUUGUUGGAUGACUAUGACACCAAGAGCAAGAUUGGUGACUUGAAGGUCAAGCCAGGUACAGAUGCUACCAAGGCAGCUUCAUCGUCCGCUAAGGACAAGUCUGCUAGUACCUCGUUGUUUCCACAACGCAAGCCGGCGGUUGAUCAGAGUGUCAACCUCAUGGAUGCCAACGCAGGACAAUACGAAAGUGGCAGUAUCGGAAGUAGUGGCAGAUCCAGCGUUUCCGGAAGUGGCAGACGAAUGGGUGCUCCAUCACGACCAAAGAAGUACGCCUCCCGGCCACAGAGAAAGGACAGGGUUAGUACAACUUUUCUUGGUCUCAUCUCGGAAGCCUAUGUGGAAGACUCGACACUAACCUACCAGGAUGACUUCUCCCAUGCAAAAAAGAAGCAAACGUACUUUUGUAGCUGGACCACUUUUAUUAUCUUGGUCAUCAUUUUUGCGGCUGGAGCUGCGGUGAUACUCUUUGUCCCCUCUGUGUCGAAUGUGGUGGGUGUUGGUGAAGCAUCAAAGUCAGGAGUCAACCUCGUUGAUGUUCUCGAGGUGCAAGGCAAUGACCAAGACAACUUCCGCGAUGGGACCGUUAUGCUUCCUCCUCAUCCUGUCAAGAUCUCAUCUGGAAUGACAGCUGAGCUGAGUGAGUUGACACAAAUAGUCACGUCCCUACAGAAAAAGAUGUCUGAGCUACAAGCUUUGAUUGUAAAGCAUAGAGUCUCAAAAACUGGCGACUUUGAUUGGGCACACUUCCAUGAUGACUACGAUCAAUUCAAAUUAAUGAACCCGCAAACAAAGGCUCUCGUAUGGCUGGCACACCAAGGCACGUUUCACGGGGAGCAAGAACAUGACUUCCAGCACCACAGGCUACUCCAACGGUAUGCCCUAGCUGUCUUGUACUAUUCAACUCAUGGACGGCACCCUCCAAGACUCGAUGCAGCGACCAUUAUAGAUACUGCAAACACAGAUUUCUUCCCGUCGUCAUUCUUGUAUCAUAUGGAACAUGAGUCUUCCUGGUUCCAUAGCCAUCAUUGGUUAAGCAAAAAGUCGGUCUGCACCUGGCGAGGAAUUGGUUGUGACCCCGAGGCAGCUGAAAAUGAAAAGAUCAUUGCUCUGAACCUCACGCACAAUGGGCUGUGUGGAACAUUUCCUUUGAGAGAGAUGACAGUAUCGCUCGGUUGGAGCCUCCGGUCCAUUGACUUGAGUGGAAAUCAUAUCACUGGAGACUUGAGCCUACGUGAGCUGGAAAACGAAACCGCCAUCAGUGAAUUGGUUUCAUGGCCACAUCUUCGGAAACUGCGCAUGCAAGACAAUCAACUGGGUGGCAAUCUCCCCAUUGACUGGAUGCAUACGUGCAAAGACAUUGAAGAGAUCAACCUAUCUGGAAAUGCUUUUGUGGGGACUUUGCCUGACCAUGCAUUUCAGUACUCAGAGAAUCUUCGAAGAAUUCAGCUUGAUCACAACCAGCUGGCAGGCAGGGUCCCCGUUAUAGGUCACCUGGAAAAGCUAGAGCAUCUUGAAAUCCAAGACAAUGUUUUUACGGGGCCAUUUCCAACAGGGGUUUUCAUGCUCACAAGUCUGCUGGAGCUGAGGGCAGGGGAUAACCUCUUCAGUGGUACUUUGUCAACAGAUUUGGCCAACAUGAUCAAUUUAGAGGUCUUGACAGUCGAAAACAAUAGGCUCCAUGGAGCGGUUCCCGAUGUCUUCUACACUCUUCCCAACAUGACACAACUCUCUCUGCGAGGAAACAACUUUACUGGGCAGCUCCCGGAGAGCUUGGCAGCAACGGAAAGACUUGAAGCCCUGGCUUUGGAAGGCAACAGUUUCUCUGGUACUCUCUCCUCUAGUCUUUCUGGCUUGACUAACUUGAAAUCACUGCUCUUGUUCAAUAAUCAUCUGACUGGCAAGAUCCCGGAUGAAGUGUGCUCUUUGAAAGAAGGUUUUUUCAACUUCAAACGGCUCCGACACAUUGCUGCCGACUGCUCUUUGAAAGUUGCGUGUUCUUGCUGUGACGAAUGUUACUAA